AUGGAGAAAUUACGAGAGAGAGAGAGAGAGAGCAUACCAAAUAGAGAUAGAAUCAGAGAUCAAUUAGAUGAAAUGGUAGACACAACGUUAAAUGAAUUUGGAUUAGGAAAUGAAUUUGUCGAAAAGGAAUUGAAAUCCGAGGGUAUUGCCGUGGAAUGUAAAAUCUGCGGUGCAUCGUGCGACUGGCUACUAAGCUGCUUUCCUGCUUCUUCUUCUUCGGUCGUCGGCUGGGCGCUGGCUCCUGGCUGCUUUUUCCCUGCGAGGCUGCGUGCAGUGUGCAGACAAUGUGGGAGUGAUGCUUUUGUCACAUAUGGUUUUAAUAGUUGGAAUAAAACGGAGAGACUUGGUCUUCAUGUUGGCGAUAUUAAUAGUUUUUACAAUAGAGCACCUAAGAAAGGUGAGGAUCUAAUGAGCCAAGAUCGAUAUAUUGUCGUUGCCUUUCAUAAGCAAACUGAGAAGGAGAAGAAUAAGAAUCGAAUACAAUUAAAUGCUUCAAUUAAGGCUUGUAGAUUCUUGUUGAAUAAUGCAUUGCCCUUUCGUGGUCACGACGAAUCUGAAAUGUCUAUUUCUAAAGGCAUGUUCUUAGAAACAUUAGCCUUAAUUGGUGAUUGCAACGAGGAUGUAGGUAAAGUUAUACUAAAAAAUGCUCCAAAGAAUAAUCAAAUUGUGUCUCCAAGAACAAAUGGCGGUGGUUUUACGUAUGUUGAUGCACAUGGUAUUGUUAAGGAGAGAUUUUUUGGUAUUGUUCAUGUGACGGGGACAUCUUCUUCAAUUCUUAAAUCUGCCAUUGAUACUUUAUUUGCUGAACAUGGAUUGAGUUUGAAACACGUAAGAGGGCAAGGUUAUGACGGAGCAAGCAAUAUGUGCAGUGAGUUCAAUAAGAUAAAGGCCUUGAUCUUGAACGAAAAUAGCUCGGCAUAUUAUAUCCAUUGUUUUGCUCACCAACUUCAAUUAGUUGUUGUGGCAGUUGCAAAUAAACAUGACGGAGUUGAAAACUUUUUUAAUAUGUUAGGAAUGGUGAUCAAUGUGGUGAAUGCUUCUUGCAAGCGUAAAGACAUGCUUGGACAAAGUUACAAAGAUAGAGUGCAAGAAGCAAUUGGUAAGUGUGAAAUUGAUACUAGAACAGGGAAAUACCAAGAGCUUUCUCUUAUACGAGCCGGAGAUACACGGUGGGGUUCUCAUUACAAAACCAUUUUGAGCUUGAUUACUUUGUUUCCGAAUGUUGUUGAAGUGCUCCGGUAUGUUGAAGAGGACGGGGAUAAUGGUUUUAGUCGCACUCAAGCAAUUGGUAUUUUAGCAUAUUUGAAGACAUUUGAUUUCGUGAUUUAUUUGCAUUUGAUGUUUCAUAUUUUAGAGGUCACAGACUUGUUGUCACGGGCUCUUCAAAAAAAGGAUCAAGAUAUUUUGGAAACGGUUGCAUUGAUAAGAGGAACCAAACAACUAUUGCAACAAUUUAGAGAAACUGGUUUUGAUCUACUUUUGAAGAAAAUGUAUUCUUUUUGUGAAGCAAAUGGUAUUGAAGCUUUGGAUAUGGAAGACCAUUAUUCAAAAAACGGAAGACAAAGAACCAACAUCACCAAUCGUCAUUAUUACAAGUUUGAUAUUUUCAACACUGUUGUGGACAUGCAAAUUCAAGAGUUUAGGGAUCGAUUUAGUGAGGUAAGUAUUGAAUUGCUUAAAAAUAUAGCAGCUUUGAGUCCAUGCAAUUCAUUUUCGCAGUUCAAUGUAUCAGAUUUAUUGAAGUUGAGUGAGUUGUAUUCUCAAGAUUUUAGUCAUAUGGAAAGGAUCGCUCUUGGGAAACAACUUAACAUGUACUAUUUGAUUGUGCGUCAAGAUGAAAGAUUUGCCAAUUUGAGUGGUAUUGUCGAGCUCGCUAGAUUGUUAGUGGAAACAAAAAAGCAUAAAACUUAUCCUCUAGUAUAUCGGUUAUUGAAGUUGGCUUUGGUUUUGCCAGUUGCUACCGCAACAAUCGAAAGAUGUUUUUCUGCUAUGAAGAUUGUGAAGUCAGAUUUACGUAACAAAUUCGGUGAUGAAUUUUUGAAUGCUGCAAUGAUAUGUACUAUAGAAAAAGAAGCACUUUUCGCAGUUUCAGAUGAUGAUGUAAUUACUCAAUGA
Cynara cardunculus var. scolymus (artichoke) is the source of this 2115-nucleotide messenger RNA. RefSeq names its product zinc finger MYM-type protein 1-like. Gene Ontology annotation, molecular function: protein dimerization activity. Bases 1 to 2115 code for a protein of 704 amino acids. The transcript is spliced from 4 exons. The record is from RefSeq and is a predicted model, not a curated record. NCBI's taxonomy places the organism in Eukaryota, Viridiplantae, Streptophyta, Magnoliopsida, Asterales, Asteraceae.